Passer domesticus (house sparrow) is the source of this 4927-nucleotide messenger RNA. RefSeq names its product zinc finger protein 592 (gene ZNF592). NCBI's taxonomy places the organism in Eukaryota, Metazoa, Chordata, Aves, Passeriformes, Passeridae. The coding region runs from base 212 to 4051 and encodes 1279 amino acids. The record is from RefSeq and is a predicted model, not a curated record. The transcript is spliced from 9 exons.
UCCCCUACAGCAGGGGAUUGGAGCUAGGUGGUCAUCAAGGGCCCUUCCAACCCAAGCCAUUCUCUGAUUAAUUUCCUUGGUGUAACUGGGGUUUUGUGCUUCGAUAUUGACUGGCAAUCUCAAACCUCUUCCCUAGUUUGAAGGCUGCAGGGCGUUUACUCCCAGUUGCCAGAAGUCCCUGGGAAUAGCACUGCUAGCAAAAGCUUUCAUCAUGGGGGACAUGAAAACCCCUGACUUUGAUGACCUCUUGGCUGCUUUUGACAUCCCUGAUCCAACUAGUCUGGAUGCCAAGGAGACCAUUCCAUCAGCUGGGGAGGAGAGUGAGAAUCACCUGAAGUCAUCGGGAAUGUGCAUCGAUGAGAAUGUGUCCUUAUCCCACUCUCUGCCUCCCUCUGAUGCACCUGUUGUCAGUGUGAUAGUGAAGAACACGAGUCGCCAGGAGUCUUUUGAGGCAGAAAAGGAGGGGAAUCACCUUGGAACUGGUCUGUUACACAAUGGGUUUCGUGGCUCUGAUCUGCCAGCUGAGGCUCAUGCUUUAGUCCACAGUUAUGGCAAGUUUGAGUCAACUUUUAUUAAUGGUGACAGCUCAAGAGGUUACUCUGAUAAACUGGAUGAGUCCAAGUCAGAGCCUUUGCCAACAUUUAGUCAGUUUAGCCCCAUUUCCAGCCCUGAACCGGAGGAUACAUUCAAAGAGAACAGUAUUGGGGAAAAACCCAAACAUGCCCAAACUCCCUAUUUUCCACCACCUUCAGUAUAUGUACCAACAGGGGCUUCAGUCCUAGAUCAUCUUAGGAAGGUGCCAGAGCCUGAAUUAAGCAUGUUUGAUCAGUACUGUAAAAAGGAACAGAAGACAGAAAUCCACUGCCAGCCAGAGAAUAGGCUGGAAAUGAGCAGGAGGGAGCAAGACAGAGCAGUGGAGAGGUUUGCAGAGUCAAGCAAGGACUUGUUAGAUACCAACAGCUUUCUUGGGGAAGGCUUGGUGUUUGGAGACCUCCCUCACAACAAUUUAGGAGACGGCAAGGGGUCUGUGCCCGAGUUAAACAUGUCUUCAUCCAUACCACCUCGGCAGAGGCUAAAGCCAACUCAUUCCAAGCUGUCAUCCUGUGUGGCAGCUUUAGUAGCUCUUCAGGCCAAAAAGGUUGUGUGUAUUCCAAAAAGCGAUCAGCCAAAUUUUACCAAGGAACCUGGUCCUUUUAAAGACGGGACGAAGGGAAGUCCAAAAAUGCCCAAGUCGCCAAAGAGUCCCCGCAGCCCCUUGGAGGUGGUGAGGAAGGCUGGCAAGCAGCCUGAGAGUCCUCGGAGUGUGUGCAGCGACAGCAGUGGGAAAGGCUCUCCUUCCAUGGCAGCUGGCUCUCCGCCAGCUAUUCCCAAAGUUAGAAUAAAGACUAUCAAGACAUCUUCCGGUGAAAUUAAAAGGACUGUAACUAGAAUUUUGCCAGAAAAUGAUGAGUUGGGCAAAUCUUCAGAAGAGUCACCUGCAGAAACCUCAUCUGCUGAAGAGUUUAUCAAAUCUUUCCCAUCCCCUGACACCAGUGCAGUUACAGAAGGUGAGGCUGGCAGGAAUUCAUCCAAAACCGGGGCUGCUGUGGCUAUCCAGCUGUCAAAUGUAAUGAGUCCUUACUCAGAGAGUAUGAAAAUGGAUAUUGCAAACAGCACUUGCACGGUGUCCUUAUCUCCACUGCCAAACUGCGGCAGCGGUGCCAUAAAAGUGGGGGUCAAGAGGCAGCAGCCAUCCAACACGGCCACCUCCAGCCUUCUUCCCAAAGCUGUGCACUUGGCAAAUCUCAACUUGGUCCCCCACAGUGUUGCUGCUUCUGUUACAGCGAAGACGUCGGCGCAGAGGCGAAACCAGCCUCAAGUGACACAGAUGUCCGUGCCCCUGGUGCACCAAGUCAAGAAAGCUGCUCCCGUUGUCAUGGAGGCAUUCCACAAAGUGCUACACAGUGCCAACCCAGUGCCGAUAUAUACUCCAAACCUUAGCCCCCCUCCUGACACUAGUAUUAAUUUACCUGCCUCUGGGUAUUGUUGCCUGGAAUGUGGGGACUCAUUUGCCUUAGAGAAAAGCCUGACUCAACACUAUAGUAGGCGAAGCGUUCACAUUGAAGUCAUGUGCACUCAGUGUUCAACUAUGCUCCUUUUUUUUAAUAAGUGUAGCUUGCUUAAACAUGCACGAGAUCACAAGAGCAAAGGAUUUAUCAUGCAGUGUUCUCAGCUGCUCAUGAAACCAAUUUCCAUAGACCAAAUGUUUUCACCUUCUCCUACAAGCUCUUCAGCCUCUCCAGCUCCUCAGACUUUCCUCUCGUCCUCUCCUCCACCUAAGUCCAGUGCUGCUUCAGGAGGUGGGGUAGGGAUUUCUGCGAGCUCUCAGCCAGCCUUGCCUCUCUACACAGACCCACAGAGGCUAAUCCGUCAUGGACUUAAGUGUUUGGAGUGUAACAAGCAGGAGCAGGAUUACACUUCUUUAGCAGCUCAUUACCAGAGAACCUCAGAAGAUAAUGAGAGACUGACGUGUCAAGUGUGCCAGAUGAUGCUGCCCAACCAGUGCAGUUACUGUGCCCACCAGAGGAUCCAUGCCCACAAGUCCCCGUACUGCUGCCCCGAGUGCGGAGCCGUGUGCCGCUCCGCCUACUUCCAGACCCACGUCAAGGAGAACUGCCUGCACUACUCCCGCAAGGUUGGCUUCAGGUGCAUCCACUGUGGAGUUGUCUUCAUGACCCUGGCCAUGCUCAAAGUGCACAUCCACGAGAAACACUGCGAAGUCUUCCACAAGUGUUCUUUUUGCCCCAAGGCCUUCAAGUCUGCUGACACCACCAUGGCUCACGUGGCCAGCCAGCACCCAGCAGAGCCUCACAAGACUACUCAGGUGAUCUACAAAUGCUCUUGUGAGAUGGUCUUUAACAAGAAGAAGCUGCUCCAAGAGCACUUCCAGCAGAACACCAGCAAGUUGUUGGUGGGAGUGUUCAAGUGCCCACAGUGUCAGCUGGUGUAUAUGCAGAAGCAGCAGCUAAUGCAGCAUGUCAAGGGUGUUCAUGGAGUCCCCCGUAAUCCUGAAGAGCUCUCAAACUUUCGGCAGAAAUCUGAGAAGGCUUCAAGGAACCAGGUUCAUACCUCACCAAAGGAGCUUCUGGUAGCCAAUGGGACUUCCCCCUCUCCUCUGACGAGGAAAGACAUGAGGGUGGAAGGACAUAAUCCUGAAUCCAAGUCCAGACUGAGAAGAACUGGUUGGACUUGCAAGGAAUGUUCACAGUGGAUCCCUGAUCGGGAAACCUAUGUGUCCCACAUGAAGAGAAAUCAUGGAAGGUCCAUGAAGAGAUAUCCCUGUCGGCAGUGCGAGCGCUCGUUCAACGCCUCCAACAGCCUGCGCAGGCACAUCCGCAACAACCACGACACAGCAAAGAAGGUCUACACCUGCUGGUACUGCACAGAUGAAAAUCAGACAUUUCCUCAGCCAUUCAUGCUGGAGAACCACAUCAGCCUCAUGCACGGCAUCAAAAACCCAGACUUAUCCCAGAUGGCCAAAGCGAAAGCUCCAGAGAGAAACAGAGCAGAAGCAAAAUCUCCAAAGAGGAUGGCAGUGGAUGAGCUGGGUCAGGCAGAGAGCGCUGCGGGUUUGGACGCGCCGCCAGCCAAAAAACUGAAAGCGCCUUGGAAAUGCGCGAAGUGCGGCUUCGCGACGGACGUCCGGACUGAGUUCCAGGAACACAUCCCUCGGCACAAGACAGACAGCUCCACCUUCCAGUGCUUGUUCUGCGGCCUCUGCUACACCUCCCACAUCUCUCUGAACAGACACCUCUUCAUCGUUCAUAAAGUCAAAGAUGAGGAGGAGGAGGAGGAUGAGGAGGAGGAAGAUGAAAGGCAGAAGUUACAAAUAGAGAUGGGUAAGAACGGACACGAGGACUACAAUGGCGAGUUGAACACUACGGUGGAAGAGGAAAACAAAUACAAAGAGUGCAAAAGGGACUCAGCUGUUUGUGAGCACAGUCAGACGUGUGGAGCAGAAGGCCCCAACAGCACCUCACAGAACAAUCAUUCAAAGUCUCUUAAGACUUAAAAGCAAAAAAAAAAAAGCCCUUUUGGUUGAUUGGGGUUUUUUUGUUGGGGGGUUUCUACUCAAAAUACAGGGUGGGGACGGGGCAAAUCUUUGAAAUACUCUGUUGAUUUCUUGGGAUGGACGUUCCUAUUUGUAAGGGAAAUUUAAAACAGAAAAAAAACAAAACCACCCCUGCCAUUGCAUCCUAAGCACUAACUCUCUGCCAGCCCAGAGAGGUGAAAAGGGAAAGCAGGGCCAGAGCCCUCAGUGGGAUUUGGCCAGCUCCUGAGGAUCCAGGAGCACUUUGCAGCUGCAGUUUCCUUCAGACGAGCUCUCCUCCUUUGAGUGUGCACCGCCUCUGCCCAGAGCCCCAGCCUCGCCUUCCCAAUCUCCCUUUAUUUCUCUUCUAUUUAUGGCUUCUUUUCUCUCUCCCCAUCCUGCCUUUGUGUUACUCAUUUUAACUCAUAAAUAACUCAGCCAAACGCGCUUGUCAGGACCGUGUGGGCUGAUCUGGGAUCUGCGUUACACGGCACGGGUUCGAGCUGUAAGUUGUGCUGGUUAUUCUUCAGUUAUGCCCAAAUAACAACAUUCUUUUCCAAAACGCAGUUUAAUGAAAUGUCUUGGACCCGAAUCAUCCUUGAAAGAGGAUUUUGUAGCCCCAGUGCUCCCCGGUGAGUACGGUGUUGAGGAGGGCCGUGUUGGCCGUGUGUCUGUGGAGCUGUGCUGCAGGAAGCCAUCCUGGGCUGGCACUGCCAGGAGCUGUGCUGCAGGAAGCCAUCCUGGGCUGGCACUGCCAGGAGCUGUGCUGCAGGAAGCCAUCCUGGGCUGGCACUGCCAGGAGCUGUGCUGCAGGAAGCCAUCCUGGGCUGGCUGGCACUGCCAGGAGCUGUGCUGCAG